AUGUCGUCCAAUGCUCAACCGUCCAAGUCGAGAUGGGGCGUGUCGGCCUUGUUGCAGCAAGUCGAGUCCAAGCUAGAUGUCAUCCUGGCGAAUGAUGAAGACCUUCCACCGAAAAAGACUCCGCCAAAUGGAAGUCAAGCAGAUUCCCAGAGUGCAGCUUCGGCUGCAAAGUCAGCUGCUGGCGUCUCACGAAGCUCCUCGAAUGCGCGGAAAAAUGACCGUCUACAAGAGCGUCUCGCCCGUGCUGUGGCGAAAUCUCACACAACGGGAACGGCCAACAGUUCUCACUCCUCCGCUGGUGCUCCUUCUCGAAGUUCUACGCCGAUUCCUAGCAAUGAGGCGCGCACAAGUCUGGACAGUGCUAGAGGAAGCCUGGAAGAGAAUGCGUCUGGCCCUACAAAGCUGGCAAAGGUUGCAUCCAUUCCCUCAUCAGCUCCCAGGAGUAGUUACGAUUCGGGUACGCGCUCUCGAGGCUCAAAGGAGUUACCGCCGAGCGAGAGAGAUCUCAAUGACCGGAAAGAAGAUACUCUAGAUCAAGAAGAGGAAACAGCCCGAACAGAAGUACCGGAAGCUAAAGAGACACACGAUUCAACUUCAGUGAAAGACACUAUCGUAACAGAUUCAUUGGAGGCACCCUCCUCAGAUGACCAUCAGAUAGCAUUGGCGCAAUUGCAGGCCGAAUAUAGAGCUGCAGAGCUGCGGUGGCAAGAGGAGAUGCAUGAAUAUAUCGAGAAAAUCGAUGCCUUGCAGUCUAAGUUGAAAUACUUGGCGAAAGAGGCGGCAGAAUCCGCAAAGGAGGCAGCGGCAUCUGCGGCACCUGGCAGCGUUGAGAAACAGCUGCUCGAAAAAGAUGAGCGUAUUGCAUUAUUACUUGAGGAAGGGCAAAGGCUUUCGAAGACGGAACUGGAUAAUCGGACUGUAAUCAAGAAGCUCCGGCAGCAGAUCGCGGAGAAUAGUAAAUCGCAAUCUGACGCAAAGCGGAAGAUGGAAAAGUUGGAGAAAGACCUAAGCAAUGCAGAGGCCAGGGCAAAGCGUGCAGAGGCGGCUGAAAAGAGGGCCCAAGAAGCCCUCAAUUCUCAGUCAAAGGCUCUCAAAGACUUGGAAGCUGUCACCUCCGAACGCGACGCAUUGAGCUCGACGGUUGAAGAGUUGAAGGCCCAGCUGGAAAGAGCUAUGGCCCGGGCGGAAGCUGCCGAAUCGAAGGCCCAGUCCGAUGCUUUGGAGCAAUCGAAGCGUCGAAUAGCAGAAUUGGAGGAUGAUCUAUCUAGCGCCAAAGUCGAGCGCGAGCUGAGCGAGGAAAAGCUGAGAAGGGAGAUCAGAGAUCUCAGGGAUAGUUUGGAGCGGGAGAAGGAAGGGGCGCGAAUAUUGGAAGCCGAGCUCAAGGGAGAGCAGUCCGUGCUGGAGAGCAAGAUGGAGACUCUGCGCUCACGAGCGGAAGAGGCCUCAUCGGGUGCUGCCGGGGACGCUCAGGCGAAAUUACUGCGACAGAUCGAAACUCUACAAACGCAGUAUGCUGUUGCCAGUGAGAACUGGCAAGGGAUUGAGACCUCACUUCUCUCUCGACUGGCUAGCGUGGAAAAGGCGCGAGAUGAGAUUGCACGAAAGGAGGCUGAUCUACGACGCAAGGCGCGGGAAAUGAACAUCAAGGCCAAGAAAACGGAGGAGGAGCUCGAAAACUCCAAAGAGACUAUUGAAGAACUGGAGCGCAGCCUUCAGGAAACCAGGCAGGAGUUGCAGAGGAUGCAGCAGAGGGCGGAGAAAGCGGAAGAGGAUCUCAUCGCUGCAAGGAAUGAUUUCAUGGAGCAGCAAAAGACUACAGAGACAAUGUGGACGCAGAAACUCGAAGAGGAGAGGGCCAAAUGGCGGGAGCAGGCUCCUUCACCAUCAAGUUUCCUUCAGCAACCACGAACAGAAUCGCCCGUUGCUUCGAGUCGCAGGUCCACUGGUCUCGAACCUGUGCCUGAUAGCCGGCCAUUAAGCCGUCGCUCCUCCACGUUACCUACUCAGGCCGCGGACAUCAUGACUCCCCCGCGGCAAAACUCUCUACCUUCGUUCAACCCGAUGAGCGCCCCUAAUGGGCUCCCUAACCAGACAUUGUUAGGUGCGCCUUCAAUCCAUACCCUUGAGCCUGAGGAGUAUUUCCCCACUCCUGCGACGCCGUCUGCCCACGGUGCCCAGGCGACUCAUUCUCGUGGAAUCAAUGACAUAAUCUCUGUAUCAACUGCGGGGGCUGGUCCCUCCGUGCAGCUAGUUGAGCGUAUGAGUGCUACUGUCCGGCGUCUUGAGAGUGAGCGGGCAGCCACCAAGGAUGAGCUAGCUCGUAUAACCGCCCAACGUGACGAAGCCAGACAGGAGGUUGUUGAAUUAAUGCGAGAGGUAGAGGAAAAGCGGAAAUCAGAUACUCGGGUUCGAGAGUUGGAAGCACAAGUCGAGGAGUUGGAUCGACGCUAUCAGACAACCCUCGAGCUUCUCGGAGAGAAGAGUGAGCAGGUUGAGGAACUCCAGGCCGAUAUUGCUGACCUCAAGAAGAUAUACCGCGAACUGGUCGAUAGUACCAUGAAAUGA
Molecule: messenger RNA, 2565 nt
Organism: Rasamsonia emersonii CBS 393.64
Lineage: Eukaryota; Fungi; Ascomycota; Eurotiomycetes; Eurotiales; Trichocomaceae
Product: M protein repeat protein
Exons: 3
Coding region: 1-2565 (854 amino acids)
Cellular component (GO): Golgi apparatus; endoplasmic reticulum
Source: RefSeq, a predicted model, not a curated record